AUGGCGCCCAGUUUAAGCAAGCUGCUAGGGAACCAAAACGCUGUAAUUGGUGCUGCUGGUUGCACAGCAGCGGCCUGUAUCAUACUCUACGGCAAACAGAUCCACAAAAAUCGCAAGCAGCGACCCGAGGACGAAAUCCAAUACUUAAUAAGCGACAAAAAGGAAAAGCGCAGUCCGAAGGCCCAUGUCAAUGCCGUUUUCUUCAAUCAGCUGCGCGCACUAUUAGGCAUUAUCAUCCCCAAGGCAUGGAGCAUCGAGAACGGGUUGUUGGUGUUGAUUGCCCUGUCACUGAUUGCACGCUCGGUCAGCGACAUUUGGAUGAUACAAAAUGCGACGGCGAUCGAAAGCACGAUCAUCACGAUGAACAAGAAUCAAUUCCGUACUGCUUUAGUCAAGUAUCUUUCAGCACUCCCAGCGAUUGCUGUCGUGAACAACGUGUUGAAAUGGAGCAUAGGCGAAUUGAAACUUCGUUUCAGAACAAACUUGUCGCAAUAUUUGUACAACGAGUACCUGAAAGGAUUUACCUACUACAAAAUGUCGAAUUUGGAUAACCGAAUAGCGAACGCUGACCAGCUGCUGACGACAGAUAUUGACAAAUUCUGCGAAAGUGUGACUGACCUGUACUCCAACAUUUGCAAACCGCUUCUGGACAUCGUGAUUUACGUGUAUCGACUAACGACCAACCUAGGCGGAACAACGCCUGGCAUCCUGCUGCUGUACCUGUUCUUCUCGGGAGUGUUUCUCACUAACCUGCGCAAACCAACUGGUCGGCUCACAGUGAUGGAGCAGAAGCUCGAGGGUGAAUUCCGGUAUGUGAACAGUCGAUUGAUAACCAACUCGGAAGAAAUUGCCUUCUACAAGGGUAAUAACCGCGAGAAGCUCACCAUUUUGGCCAGCUUCAGUAAGCUGGUGGGACACAUGCGCAAAUUCCUCGAGUUCCGUGUAGGCAUGGGCAUCAUUGACAAUAUGGUGGCGAAAUAUAUUGCUACGGUUGUUGGGUUCUACGCCGUUUCGCUGCCGUUCUUCGAAAAGGAUCAUCCAUUGCUCACCGGAAGCCAGCAAAGUGAACGUUUGAGUCGCUACUAUACGUUCGGCCGUAUGUUAGUCAAGCUGGCAGAAGCUAUUGGCCGAUUAGUGCUAGCCGGACGUGAAAUGUCACGUCUCGCCGGUUUUACCGCACGCAUGACAGAGUUGACUGUGGUUUUGAAGGAUUUGAAUUCUGGCCGCUAUGAACGCACGAUGGUGAAUAAUUCGGCUAUUGCAGAUGCCGGGGACAUCGGCCCGGGACGAGGACUAAUGAAGUUCCAAGACAACUUAAUCAAAUUCGAACAUGUGCCAUUGGUGACGCCCAAUGGGGAUGUUUUGGUGAAGGAUCUCACGUUCGAGGUUAAAUCCGGAAUGAACGUGUUAGUGUGCGGACCAAAUGGUUGCGGCAAAAGCAGUCUGUUCCGUAUUCUUGGCGAACUUUGGCCAACAUGGGGCGGUAAAGUGACCAAACCCCCUGCUGGCAAGCUGUUUUACAUUCCCCAGCGACCGUACAUGACCCUCGGUUCGCUACGCGAUCAGAUCAUUUAUCCGCACACCCACCAGGAAAUGAAGCGUCGUGGCAAAACCGAUGCCGAUCUGCUCAAAUAUCUCGAGUUGGUGCAGCUCAACUACAUCCAGGUGCGCGAGAAGGGUCUGGACGCGAUUGAGGAUUGGAUCGAUGUGCUGUCCGGUGGCGAAAAACAGCGGAUCGCCAUGGCCCGCCUGUUCUACCACAAUCCACAGUUCGCAAUCCUCGACGAGUGCACGUCCGCGGUGUCGGUCGACGUUGAGGGUAGUAUGUAUGAGUACUGCCGAAUGGUCGGUAUCACGCUGUUCACUGUAUCACAUCGAAAGUCUCUGUGGACGCACCACGAUUAUUACCUCAAGUUUGACGGCCACGGUGCGUACGAGUUCGCGCCAAUCGAAGGUACACAGGAUCAAUUUGGAUCGUAAUAUGCCUCCAUUACCAAGCAGGAGAAGGUGACAAACGUUCGUUCCCACAUACUAGGAAAAAGGCACAUGAGAGAGGCGCACAUUGCUUGUGAGCAUAUUUUAUAGGAUUGCGAUUAAACGUGUUACCCGUGGCCUCUAGAGCUAACAUACUAGGAAGGCCUCUAUUGCGCGAAGCAACUACAUAGAGUAGGCUUUGGUAUUGUGGAACGGUAUUAGGUCAUCUCAUCCUCUAUUAUAAGGCAUUGAAUUGCAGCUAU
Anopheles nili is the source of this 2237-nucleotide messenger RNA. It is a transcript of the gene Pmp70, whose product is annotated as ATP-binding cassette sub-family D member 3. Gene Ontology annotation, biological process: very long-chain fatty acid catabolic process; long-chain fatty acid import into peroxisome; peroxisome organization. Gene Ontology annotation, molecular function: ATP binding; long-chain fatty acid transmembrane transporter activity; ATP hydrolysis activity. Gene Ontology annotation, cellular component: peroxisomal membrane. The record is from RefSeq and is a predicted model, not a curated record. NCBI's taxonomy places the organism in Eukaryota, Metazoa, Arthropoda, Insecta, Diptera, Culicidae. The coding region runs from base 1 to 1980 and encodes 659 amino acids. The transcript is spliced from 8 exons.